Molecule: messenger RNA, 1590 nt
Organism: Chanos chanos (milkfish)
Lineage: Eukaryota; Metazoa; Chordata; Actinopteri; Gonorynchiformes; Chanidae
Product: amyloid beta A4 precursor protein-binding family B member 1-interacting protein-like
Exons: 14
Coding region: 1-1590 (529 amino acids)
Biological process (GO): signal transduction
Cellular component (GO): plasma membrane; cytosol
Source: RefSeq, a predicted model, not a curated record
AUGGACGACAUUGACUCCAUGUUCAGUGACCUGAUGGAUGAAAUCGACCUUCUCGCUCAGACGAUUGAGGUAGAGAAGGCCCCAUCUGAAUCGUCUUCCAACUCGAACGAGGAGCUACACCUUUCCAUUGGCUUCAGAGAUUUAAAUGAGUCUCUGCAGGAGCUGGAGGAAAGCGACCUGGACGCUCUGAUGGCUGAUCUGGUGUCAGAUCUUGCGCAGGCAGAGAAGACGCUGAAUGAAGGGACCUGCAUACAGUCAUCCUCUGUCUGUAACACGGCCGAAGCCCAGACCACAGACAGCAGGUCUCCAGUAGACCCCUUUCCCAGUCCCAGUUUUCCUCCACCUGCCCCAGGCUUCUCCAGUCUUCAACCAUCAGCUCUGAAUCCAUCCAAUGUACCUCCACCAGCAUCAAAUCUCCCUAGUUUUUCUUCACCUUCUCCAGCCAAUGUCCCCGCACCAGUACCGGCCUCAUCCAGUUUCCCUGCACCAUCUUCACUCUCAGCCGAGACCCUCUCAGAGACAACCACACAUCUUGCCGAGGUAGAAGCAGAAGCACAGACCAAAGAAGAAAAAGUCAAACUUGCUCUAGAAAAGUUGAAAAUGGCCAGAGUAAAGAAGCUGGUGGUAAAGGUUCUGAUGAGCGAUGGCAGCUCUAAGACACUGAUGGUGGAUGAGAAACAGACGGUGAGAGACGUGCUGGAUUGCCUGUUUGAGAAGACACACUGCGACUGUAAUGUAGACUGGAGUCUGUGCGAGAGAAACCCCAUCCUGCAUAUUGAAAGAGGAUUCGAAGAUCAUGAACAUUUAGUGAACCAUUUGUCAGCCUGGACCAGAAACAGUGAGAAUCAGGUUCUCUUCCUUCAGAGACCAGACAAAUACUCCAUCUUCAAGGAUCCACAGAUUUACUACCUUUGGAAGAAGAACAGAGACAACCUAAAGGAUGCAACACAAAAGGAUAAAGAAUUACUUUUAAAGGACUGUUUUGAAGGACAGACUGUCAUUGUCCCAGACCUGGAGGGUGCCCUGUUUUUGAAAGAGAAUGGGAAGAAGAUUUGGAGACGCCGCUACUUCCUCCUCAGGGCCUCUGGAAUAUAUUAUGUGCCAAAAGGAAAGACUAAGACCUCCCCCGACUUGGUGUGUUUUGUUCAGUUUGACAAUGUGAACGUGCACUACGCCACAGACUAUAAGAACAAAUACAAGGCACCCACAGACUUCUGUUUCGUUCUCAAGCACCCUCAGAUUCAGAGAGAGUCAGACUACAUCCGCUUUCUGUGCUGUGAUGAUGAACAUACUCUCUUCCUGUGGUUGUCAGCCAUCAGAGUGGCAAAGUAUGGACUGCAGCUGUACACAAACUACCAGGCAGCAGUGAGGAGGGCAAUCCAAACUUCACUUGGGAACAGCUUCUCUGCAGCAGGUACAGCGACAGGGGUGACAUCUAACGGACACACUGAACUUAUUUCCCCAGGCUCCUCACUGCCCCAGCAGAAUUCAGAUAAUUCGAAUGACCUGACAGAAAAUGGCUUCAAUGAACCUCCGCCAGAUUUCGUGCCCCCGUCACCUCCACGACGGCGUUUGGGGCCCCUCAACUGA